Molecule: messenger RNA, 813 nt
Organism: Penicillium waksmanii
Lineage: Eukaryota; Fungi; Ascomycota; Eurotiomycetes; Eurotiales; Aspergillaceae
Exons: 1
Coding region: 1-813 (270 amino acids)
Source: RefSeq, a predicted model, not a curated record
AUGUUCAGAAGCAAGUCGGGAAAGGCCAAGCAGAAGCAGAAGCAGAAGCAGAAGCAGAAGCAGAAGCAGAAGCAGAAACAGUCGCCAUCUUCAAUUUCCUCCGCAGGUGUUCACAGUGGCACAAUGAGUUCGUCCACGCAUACCUUGACAACCCAAACUUCAAUCGACUCGAUUCCGUCGGUUGUGACUCCCGAGUCAAAGCCGGAGGCUCCAGUUUUAUCUGAUCCUGAAACAAGUCCCCCGCGGCCCAAUCCCACCGAGCCUAAGCCGGGAACCCCGGUUGUAUCUGACCCCGAAAAAGCCCCAUCGCGGCCGGGUCCUGCCCAGCCUAUCACUGGGCCUCCAAAGCCAUCUGCAAUUGCGCCUUUCAAUCCAUUUACUUCACCCAAUUCUCCCGUGAAGCCUCCUUCUGUUAUCUCUGCUGCUUCUGCUCCUGUUCCUGCUCGACCCGUUUCCGCUCGCCGCCCAACAGUCGAGUCUGCUGUCCCAAGCAAAUCCGAGACCCCCGUUUCGAGCACACCCGCAGCUGAUAUUCCCACUCCGUCUAUUAGCAUUCCCUCCGAGUCUCGUCCCGUUGGCGGCCGCCGCGGCAAGUCGGACGAUGACACCAAUGGCGCCACUCGAGGCGGCGCGCUCGUUCACGGUGGAGAGGGUACCAUCUCCAGCGCUGGCCUUCAGAUGCCCGGCAAGUUGCUCAACGAUCCGGAUGAGAAAGGCGCCUUGAAGAUCAAGGUUCACCUUAACCUUCAUGCCAAGGUCCGCCUUGACUUAGACGCUCAAAUCUAUGGCGAUGUGGUUAUCGGACUUCUGUGA